This is a messenger RNA of Bicyclus anynana (squinting bush brown), 786 nucleotides long. It is a transcript of the gene Pop4, whose product is annotated as ribonuclease P protein subunit p29. Gene Ontology annotation, biological process: rRNA processing; tRNA 5'-leader removal. The record is from RefSeq and is a predicted model, not a curated record. The transcript has a single exon. NCBI's taxonomy places the organism in Eukaryota, Metazoa, Arthropoda, Insecta, Lepidoptera, Nymphalidae. Gene Ontology annotation, molecular function: ribonuclease P RNA binding. The coding region runs from base 134 to 766 and encodes 210 amino acids. Gene Ontology annotation, cellular component: ribonuclease MRP complex; ribonuclease P complex.
UUGUCAAAUUGACAAUUUUGAAUUUGAAAAAAUAUUUUGAAAUGGAUUAUUUCUUUAGAUUUCUAGCAAAAUAGUUUUUAUUUCCAAAUAAUUAUUGUAACAAAUUUUGAGAAAAAGUAGACAGUUUUAAGGUAUGUCUGGUCUCGAAAAGAUUACCGAUAAUGCAUCGGUUUCAGUUAUAAAAUUCCUACAAGCAAAUGUCCCAAAGAGCGACCUCGUCAACAUAGAAAAAGAGUUAAAAAAAGACUUUUUAUUAGCUAAGAAAAAAAGCAAAGGACAAAAGGUAAAAAAGAAACGAAAGAAGUCUCGGAUUCUCACACGAAAAGAGAAAAAGGCUCUUGGUUUUUAUGCUAUACCAAGAGACAGUGUCAAGUAUAGUGAAGUAGUGCCGUUAAACCAAAUUUGGUCAGACUACAUCAGUCAAAUGUUAGAGUUAGAGAAGCUUGGUCCUGUCGGUACUAAUAAGAACUGGGAACAGUUUACACAAACUAUAUACAAAGCUGAUUUUCACGGUAGCAUGAUGCAAGUUGUAAGGUCAAAAUGCCCUAGCUAUGUUGGUAAAAAAGGCAUCUGUAUUAUGGACACAAAAAAUACCUUUAAAAUUGUAUCAAUUGACAAUCUAGUGACUACAAUUCCCAAAAAGGACAGUGUUUUUGAAUUAUAUGUCAAAGAUAUAAAGAUAUGUGUUUUUGGUAAACAUUUGUGUGUUAGGCCAGCAGAACGAUCAACUAAGAAAGUUAAAAGCUAUUUACAUCCAGACUUGUAAAUAAAGUAUAUGUUAUACAC